AUGACCCACCUGAUCACUAUAAAAAGCGCCGAAUGGUGGUAUAUCUCUACCCUCAUUACCUGUGACAAAGAGUCCCGUCUGUGGCUCAUCGAGCUCCAGAUUAAAGAUGAUGACCGAGACUGGCUACUGGAAGUUACACAAGACCUAUUUUGCGCAGUCUACGAAGGCCCGUGGAUAAUUGGUCCUUGUGCCCAAUCGGCACAGUCGACAAAGUUGCUGAACGAUGACUCAUUCUCGCCAUCGAAGCAAGAUGCUGAGCAUGACACAGGGAACGAGAGAUUUGAAGGCGGUGAACCGAUCGAGGGAGGGGAGAAGAGGCCUAAGAACAUGCUUGAGGAUUCGAUGGCACGCGUGUUCUGCCGGAUGCGCUGGGACUGGAAGGAAAAAACGACACCACUGUUGAACGACAUUCAGUUCAACAAGUGUUGGAUACUUGAGAUCACAGAUCGAGAAAAGUCGUGUAUCCAAAGGGGUUGUUCGCUGUCAUGCAAUGUGUCAAGGGCAGGGCCAGUUGCCGUGGUUAGCGCGCUUUUGGUAGUCCAGAGGGUGGCCAACUGGAGACGCAUGAAGUUCUUGCCGAACUUUUCCUAUGACCGUAGCUUUACAUCCUCUCCCACAAAGGAGUCGUCUGGGCUGUCUCGCGGGGUGUGCCGGGUCCUCUCUGCGACGAACUGGAGCAAGAUCUGA
This is a messenger RNA of Suillus paluster, 687 nucleotides long. RefSeq lists its product as uncharacterized. Lineage: Eukaryota; Fungi; Basidiomycota; Agaricomycetes; Boletales; Suillaceae. The transcript is spliced from 8 exons. The record is from RefSeq and is a predicted model, not a curated record. The coding region runs from base 1 to 687 and encodes 228 amino acids.